Messenger RNA from Myotis davidii, 801 nucleotides. It is a transcript of the gene FOXI3, whose product is annotated as forkhead box I3. NCBI's taxonomy places the organism in Eukaryota, Metazoa, Chordata, Mammalia, Chiroptera, Vespertilionidae. The record is from RefSeq and is a predicted model, not a curated record. The annotation marks the transcript as partial. The transcript has 2 exons. Gene Ontology annotation, molecular function: RNA polymerase II cis-regulatory region sequence-specific DNA binding; DNA-binding transcription factor activity, RNA polymerase II-specific. Gene Ontology annotation, biological process: anatomical structure morphogenesis; regulation of transcription by RNA polymerase II; cell differentiation.
UCGGCGCUCAUCGCCAUGGCCAUUCAGAGCGCGCCCGAGCGCAAGCUCACGCUCAGCCACAUCUACCAGUACGUGGCCGACAGCUUCCCCUUCUACCAGCGCAGCAAGGCGGGCUGGCAGAACUCCAUUCGCCACAACCUGUCGCUCAACGACUGCUUCAAGAAGGUGCCUCGCGACGAGGAUGACCCAGGGAAAGGUAAUUACUGGACCCUGGAUCCAAACUGUGAGAAAAUGUUUGAUAACGGGAACUUCCGCCGGAAGCGAAAGCGCCGCUCUGAGGCCAGCAGCAGCUCUGCAGUGGCUGCAGGGACGUAAAAAGAGGGUCUGUCCUCAGGAUUAGGGGCUGGAGCGGGUGGGAAGCCGGAAGGAGACAGCCCCUCUGCUCUGCUGAGGCCUUCCCAGUCUCCCGAGCCUCCUGAGGGCUCCAAGAGUGUCUCCUCCCCUGGAGGGCCCGUGCUCACCUCCACCCCUUGCCUCAACACCUUCUUCAGCAGCCUCAGCACCUUGAGUGUCAGCAGCAGUGGGAGCACCCAGCGAGCUGUCGCUGGUGGCCACCCCCUAGGGAUCCAGGGGACCCACCUGCCCUCCAGCAGCACGUUUCCCACCAGCUCCGUCUCGGAAGCCUCAGACAACUUGCAGCUGAGCACCAGCACCAGCAACGGCAGCAGCCAGAGAUCUUCCUAUUAUAGCCCUUUCCCUGCCAGCACUGGUGCAGGGCAGAGCAGUCCCUUCAGCCCGCCUUUCUACAACUUCAGCAUGGUCAACAGCAUCAUCUACCCGCGGGAGGGCUCUGAGGUAUAG